Messenger RNA from Spodoptera exigua (beet armyworm), 1411 nucleotides. The record is from the annotation of a GenBank genome assembly. NCBI's taxonomy places the organism in Eukaryota, Metazoa, Arthropoda, Insecta, Lepidoptera, Noctuidae.
GCAAGAAAUAAUAAAAAAUCUCUUUCAUCAUGGUUAAAGUAUGGAAAUUGGGUUUGAUGAGUUACGACACGGCGCUGAAAAUACAAACGGCGCUAGCUAGAAAGCACUUGGAUGCUAUAUUGAAGGGUCAAGACUCUCUCUGCGACACUCUAUUACUCGUAGAACAUAAACCGGUCUUCACUGUAGGAAUCAGAGAUGACACCCCAAAAAAUGAAAUUAUGCGGCUCCGCACUCUUGGAGCAGAGUUUAGGAAGACUAACCGAGGCGGACUCAUUACCUUUCAUGGACCGGGCCAGUUGGUUGCUUACCCGGUGAUAAACUUGAAGCAUUUCAAGACAAGCGUCAAAUGGUAUGUGAACAGCUUGGAAGAAACUGUCAUCAAUGUUUGUGAUGAAAUAGGUAUUAAAGGCACGAGAUCCCCAUACACUGGAGUGUGGGUGGAUGACAAUAAGAUAGCUGCUAUAGGCAUACAUGCAUCCAGGUAUGUCACUACUCAUGGAAUCUCACUCAACUGUGACAAUGAUCUUUCAUGGUUCAACAAUAUUGACCCUUGUGGCAUUGAGGAUAAGGGUGUCACCUCACUUACGAAAGAGUCUGGAACAGAAUGGCCUGUAGAAAAAGUCACACCCAUUUUCCUAAAAUGCUUUAACAAAGUCUUUGGCUGUGAAACUGAAGAAAUUGAUUUCAAAACUCAAGAAGAAAUACUGAAUGGUGUUUAUAAAAACUUAAUGACACAAACUGUUGGUUCUUAGGAAAGAAAUAAAAUAAAUGAUUGUCUUGUUUGUCAAUCUUGUUAAAAACUUAUUAGGGGAAAUUUAUAGUGACAGUGUUAGUAUUUAUUUACAAAGUUAUUAGUUACACAAUAAAAAAAGAUUAAAUUUGUACAGUUUAUUUCAUUUCUGAAUUAAAUGAAAAGUAAAAUAAAUAGAUAAAUUAAAAAUUAAUUUAAAUAAAUAAAGAAGAAAUCUCAAGUUGGGUUAAGAGAAACAUGAUAACAGUUAGUACAUAAGCAGAUGUACAAAGUGUGUGCUACAUUUCUUCGGAACCCAACUGAAAGUUCACAAGUCAAACUAAGCAUUGUAGCACAAAGUCAAUAAGGUAACAGUAUAUUUACAAAUUGAUUUAGUUUUUGUUCUCAUAGUAUAAAAUUGUUUACCUCAAACUGUUGUAAAAUAUAUGAAAGUAUCUAUGAUUACCAUAAAGUGUUACAAAAAAUGCAAAUAGUUGUGACUAUUAUUACUCCUACAAUAAUUAAUUGCCCUAAAAUCUAACAUUACCAAUGUAGACAGUUCAGAAUAAUCCCCUAAAAUCAAUUUACGAUGAAUCAGCUUUAUAAAUUUUCAGGGAUUGUUCCAAACAUUAUUUUGUAACUACUGAUAUGAUGAGUACUCAAAAAUUGUACAAAAAAUGG